Molecule: messenger RNA, 4246 nt
Organism: Peromyscus maniculatus bairdii (prairie deer mouse)
Lineage: Eukaryota; Metazoa; Chordata; Mammalia; Rodentia; Cricetidae
Gene: Popdc2
Product: popeye domain cAMP effector 2
Biological process (GO): skeletal muscle tissue development; regulation of membrane potential; striated muscle cell differentiation
Cellular component (GO): sarcolemma
Molecular function (GO): cAMP binding
Source: RefSeq, a predicted model, not a curated record
ACAAGUGUGUCUCUCCUGCUGGCUCUCACGCCUCAUUCUGCUUGGGAACAAGAGAAAGCUGGAUGUGGCUUCGGUGUCCCGCGCUGCUGAAGUUUCUGGUGUUGUGAUCCUACUUUCUCUCAGGACAAUGUGUGUUUUUCGCUGAGAACUAAAUAUGAAGACUAUCCUAAGAAAGCCGGAGCCAAAGAAGUUUACUGGAACGCUGCAGAGAAGACAAGAGGGUUGCUGAGAGCGAGAGAGGGAGAAGAAAAAAAGAAAAAAAAAACAUCCCAAACAACGAACCUCGAUUUUCGAUCUUCCGCGGUGUGCUAUGCUCUGGCAUUCUUUCUCAGAGCCACCAGAAGCAUUCCUGCCAGCAAAGGUGGAGUCGGUGGUGAGGAGCCACCUGGGAGUACGGAUUGAUUGAUUGUUUUCCCCUCGCUUUCCUUAGUGGAGAGGCCUGGAAAGGCUUGAGAGCCCCGAAGAUGAGCGCCAACGGCAGCUCGCUGGGUCAGCUCCUCUGGCAGAGGCCGGUGUGCAGUAGCUGGGAGCAGAAUACGGAAGGGUCUGUCUACCACCUGGCCAACUGCUUCUUGCUCAUGGGCUUUAUGGCAGGCAGCGGGGUGUAUGGAUGCUUCUACCUCUUCGGCAUCCUGGGCCCAGGCUACCUCUGCUAUGGGCUGUGGGGCUGGUUCGAUGCCUGCGGGCUAGACAUCGUCCUUUGGAACUUCCUGUUGACCGGGGCCUGCCUGCUUCAGCUGGCACAUCUGCUCUAUCGCCUUCGGGUGAAUACCCUGCCAGAGGAGUUCAACCUCCUCUACAGGACUCUGUGCCUGCCCCUGCAGGUGCCCCUGCAGGUCUACAAGGAAAUUGUCCACUGCUGCCAGGAGCAGGUCUUGAGGCUGGCCACAGAGCAGACCUAUGCCGUGGAGGGGGAGACACCCAUCAACCGCUUGUCCCUGCUCCUCUCCGGCCGGGUUCGAGUGAGCCAGGAUGGACAGUUUCUGCACUACAUCUUUCCGUACCAGUUCCUGGACUCUCCGGAGUGGGAAUCACUGCAGCCUUCUGAGGAGGGGAUCUUCCAGGUCACGCUGACUGCCGAGACCGAAUGCAGCUACAUUUCCUGGCCCCGGAAAAAUCUCCACCUUCUUCUCAACAGAGAGCAAUACAUCUCCCGCCUCUUCGCAGCCCUGCUGGGCUACGACAUCUCCGAGAAGCUCUACACCCUCAACGACAAGCUAUUUGCUAAGUUUGGGCUGCGCUUCGACAUCCGCCUCCCCAGCCUCUACCACGUGCUGGGGUCCUCAGCCUCAGAUGGCGGACCGGAGUCUGAGAAGGACGAUGAAGAAGUCUUUGAGGCGGCUGUGUCCCCCGCUCAGGCCAGGCCCAUCUGUAUCCUGCCAACAACAGCCCCUUGUUCUCCACCUCCAGCUACCACCAACUUCCCUGUGCCUCUGUCCCGGGCCAGGAUGUCCAGACCUGACAGCGGCACCCUGGGUGAGGACUCCACCAGUCUGGUGCUGGAGGAUUUUGAAGAGGUUUCAGGAUCAGAGUCGUUUAUGGAUUAUAGGAGUGAUGGGGAGUACAUGAGGUGAGGGCGGAGCUCACAUGGGCACGCCGCCAGCUAAGGAUCCUGUCUUCCAGAACUCCUCUCCAGAACUCUCCUCAGGCUAUGUCCAGAGCACAGGCCCCUUUGGCUCCAACCCACACUCCUGAGCUUUAAGGAUCGCAGAGCUGUGGUCUCUGUGGCCAGAUGGCUCUCUUCCAUGUUCCCUGGAUGGCCACUUGUAUUCACUCCCCUCCUGUCAUCCAUCAGAAAGAUCGGGGGGGGGGGGGGAGCAAGAUGGGAGACGGACAUGCCAUGUCAGCACCACAACUGCCCCAAGGGUGAUAUGGAGAAACUUACCUUCAUCAACCUUCCUCGUAGGAGGAAGGUCCAGAGGCACCAGGCCUGACUCCUUCUUUUAUGGCUUGUAGAACCGUGGCUGGUCACACAGCCUCUGAGCCUGAUCUGUCAAGUGGGGCUAGGAACUCACCUCCCAGGGUUGGUGUGAGGAGCCAAUGAGUUGAUUGGGUAAAGCACCUAUGACGUGGCAUGGCCUUGAGCGUGCACUCACUAAAGCACCCCACACCUCUCCCGGAUGUUGUUGCUUUAAACUGUCUGCAAGGAUCCAGUGAAUUUUCCGUGUGGUUAUUUUGUUGUUGUUGUUGUUGUUGUUCCCAAAUAAGUUUCUAUUGAAAUAGAAAAUUUUUAAGCCCUGACAUUUUCUUCAACUUUUAAGUUGAAAAUAGAAAUAACUGUGCCCUGUUUAUGAAUCUAGCAUUGAAUUCAUAAUUAGUAGGAUUGUUUAAGCUUAGCUAAUUCAUUUUUCUUCCUUAAACCUUUAAAAGUGACUUGCAAGUUGAGUCUGUUCUGCUCUCUUUUUAUCUGGUUAUUUAUUUUGAUUGAGACAAUAUGUUGCUGCUGUAGGAGACUGGUCUUGGAUUCACAGCCCUCCUGCUUCCCCUCCCUGAAUGCUGAAUCUAUUCUACGUUGCUUUUCCUUUCAAAGUCCGAUGUAUGUUCUGAUUACCUGAUGCUGUGUCAAACCUGUCCCUGAUACAGUGACUUCAGACCGUUGGGGACUAGCUGGGGCAGCUAGGCAGUGCUCACCCAGCUCCAUGCUAUUUCUCACGCUGCUGCUCUCCGCAUGUGCUUGCAACAGGAGGCAUCUCAAAGGCCUUCUCGGUCAACCAGUCUAGGGUGAGACUAGAAAACUCUAACAGCUGAGGACGGAUCGGCUGGGGAGCCUCGCUCCAUCUCCAGUGGUUGGUUCUUGCUGCCAUGUAGUUCUCUAGUGUAUGAAUAUACCAAUAUACUCCUGGUAUGCACAUGGAUCGUUUCCAGCUUGAAGUGAUUAAAACGGUGUUCCUGUGGACGUCCUUGUACAGAUGCUUCGGGAUGCAUAUAUUUGCAUUCCCUGUACCUAGGAUUGGUACCCGCAAGGCACGACUCAGGCAUCCUUCAACGACAGUGGAUUCUGCCAAAUAGUUUUCCUAAAUGGUUGUACCAACUCGCAUUCCUUUCAGCAAUGUUGGAGAAUCCCUCUCCGGUAGUUGUCAUUUUUUUUUUUCUCUCAUCUUUGCCUUUUGGGUAUGAAUAGCAACAUUUCAUUGUGGCUACAGUUUUCAUUUUCCUGAUGAAUACUAAUACUCUUUUUUCCUGCCCCUUCCCCACUUUCUUGGCUAGCCUGGAGGCUAGCAAACUCCAACUAUCUCCCACACCCCCGCCCCACCCUCCUCAAAGCUGGGGCUAAAGUGCUGGGACACCCGGCUUUGUUACAGGGCUGCUGGAAUCCCAACUCCAUCCUUCAUGGCAGUGUAACAGGUGCUCUUCACCACGGAGCCAUCUCUCCAGCCCCCCAAUGCGCCCCCACCCCAUGUGAGUGUUUUCUGUUAUGAAGAAAACAUUCUGUUGGCUUUUAUACAUUUCCCCCCCAACACAUACUGUUUCCUCUAACUGGUGCCUUUCGAUGAGCAGAGGUUUGAUUUCCCUGUAGUGCUGUUGGUUUUGCCCUUUUCCUGUGGCUUUCUGUGUCACGUGUAAGGAGCUUGUGUCCCCCUGAAGAUGGCCUUCAUCUCGACCUCCUAGAUGUUUUAUAGUUCAUGGUGAGGCCAGUGACGGCCUGUAAUGGUUUUGAAGUGUGGCAUGAAGCAAGGGUUCGUUUGGGUGUCCGGUUGCCUGGGCAUUGGUUACCGCGAUGGUUAUUUUAACCCUCACACUAGUACUCGUCACCACCUUGUCAGAAGUCAAAUGUCCCCGUCCCCGAGGCUCUUUUUGGAGCCGUGCGGUUGCUCUGUCUGGUUUUGUACCAUCCCUGUGCUGCGUCCCGGCUCCCCUGACUAUUUCUGUCCAUAAUAACACCACCUUGUCGUCGUCGUUGUGAUGUAGUGCUAUAGUAAGGUUUGCUACCUGGCAAUCCAACUGUUCUCCGGUCUUGGUUGUUAUAGGUCUUUCCCUUUACACAUACAUCUACAUAAGCUUUACACCCAGCACGUCCGUUUUGAAGAACAAACAGAUUAAGUGUGACAAAGGGUUAUCUUUACGACACUGAAUUUUAAACCUGUGAACGUGGUUUAGCAUUUCAUUUACGUUAGUCUCCUUUGUUUUCUCAUAAUCAUAUUUUUUUGUUUUUGAAGUAGAUGUUCUUGCAUAUUUUUAUAGUUAUUCAAUGAAUUUGAUGUGAUUAUAAGUACUAUCAUUAAAUACUUUUUACGUUCUGAUCGUC